AUGCAAAUACCCGAUUCAUUUGUUUUCAGAUUGUUACAUGGCUCCUUGAACGAGUUGGGACUCACCAAUAUCGCCGACCAGCUCAUCGAAGAGGUCCACAAAAAGGGAUAUCUUUUGGAAACCCCGGAUCACAAUUUGGUUAACUCCUCAAAGAAAGCCAAGUUGUUUGAGUGGAUCACAACUGAGAUUUUUAGGGGAAAUUACGACACAGUGUUGAACUACUUGAACAGCAACUUAGAUGUGUAUGUAACUGACGAAGAUAUUAACAGCGAUGUCGACGGCAAGCCCAACGUUGUGAGUAUCUUCAAUCAUAAACCUGACGCAAAGGAAGACUUGGUCCCCAUGGUUUUGACAACCACUUAUUUGGUAAAAAGAAUGUUCUUUUUGGAGAAGUUGAUUGAGUUUCUGUUGAGCAGACCUCUUUCUACCGCCGCCACCAACAAUUCAUUAAUCCAGUUUUUGAGUGAUGAGUUAAGCCCCAUUUUAGACUCGAUCAAUAUCAAGAACAAGUUUGUGCAAUUGUCAUUUGAUGAUAUCAUUCUUCAGAACCUUACUCGUGAGCGAGAAUCAUCCAACUUGUUGUCGUUGGUGAUGCACCUGCCAUUGGACGAAACUCAGAUCGAAAAGAUGGUUUUCUCAAAAGACUUGAUCUUUUAUAGCGUCCCACUCAAGAGCAGCUCAAUGGACUACUUCAACCAAACACUUAGAACAGUGUUAAUAAAGAGCCACCUUUCCAAGUUUUUUUUGAAGGACUUUUACGAAGGAUCCUUGCCGUAUCUGGAUUUCCAGUUUCCUCCAAACUUCCUAAACAAGAUAAUCGAGAGCUACACUUUGCAUAAUAGACAGGAUGCCCCUUAUUACUUGCCAUCUCGGUCUAUAAAACACCUCAAAGAAGGCUCUAAGACGGGCUUUGAAGACAUAGAGGAAGAGUUCAUUCCUCCAAUUGGUUCCAGUGUCAAUAACUUCUAUAAGCCCAAGUUCCCCAUUGAGUUGUUGCACAACUUGAAGAUACAUAGUGGGCAAGUGUGGGCCUGUAAAUUCAGUCCGCUGGGUCGGUUCUUGGUCACUGGAGCAGCUGAUGGACAGUUGGUGAUCUAUGAUGUGGUGAAUAAUUUUGAAGUUUUGGAGACUUUGGUGAGUGACAACACAAUGGACAAAAACUGUUUCGUCAACACCCCAUACAAGGUCAACAAUUCGAGUAAAGCAGUAAUAUACUGUGCCUGGGACAAAAACGAAGACUAUAUUGUGAGUGGUUCGUUGGAUACGAGAGUUAGGGUGUGGAAAGUCAAAGGAAUCAAAAGUAGAAACAGAGUUAAAUCACCCAGACGAGUAACUCGGUCCACCUUGAAUGAGUCAGGUGGUGAUGAAGAAGUCAAGUUAACGUGCUGUUUUAUCUUGGGGGAUAAGAUUAGAACGUGGUCAUGUGAGUUUCUUCCUGUCAAUUUACCAGUUCCUCACUUCAUCAUUGGUUCUCCAGAUAAGGUAUUGAAGGCCUAUGAUAUAUAUGGAUUUGAGUUACAUGAUUUCUACAGCAAUCCCUACACGGCUUCUCAUGAUGUCGAAGAUGUGUUGAUGAAUGAAGAAGAGGGUGAGGAAGAAGAGUCGGGUGAGUUGGACUAUACCGAAACCGGUGCUGAUACUUCUAGUUUAAGAUCAAGCAUGAGGCCUGUGUCUCGACCAUUAUCAAGGUCAAGCACUCAGCUUAAUUCUAUAACCAGAAUUGGCAGCAGCGAAUCUACUCCCUCGAAAGUUCCAAACAAGUUCAAUAGAAUCAAUGACUUGUGUAUCACUCCGGAUGGAAAGAUUCUCAUUACGGCCAAUGAUAACAAGCAGCUCGUAUUUUACUUGAUCCCCGAUCUACAAGACGUCGAGAGCGUGACCAAGAAGUUGGCAACUAUCUCAUUGAAAGGGAGAUUAACAUCUUGCACGGUGAGUUCGAAUGGGAAGCAUAUGUUAUUAAGCUUAGCUCCAGAUGAGUUGCAAGUGUGGGAUAUAGAAGAUAUCCUUGAAACUGGUAGACCUAUUUUGUCUAGAAAGCUCAUUGGCCAUAGCCAGAUAUCAUAUAUGAUCAGAUCUGCUUUUGGAUACUUGAACUUGAAUAAUGAGCAAGAAGAGUUGGCUUUGAGCGGAAGUGAUGAUGGGGAUAUCUACAUCUGGAAAAUCUCUACAGGAAGAUUGGUUUCCAGAGUAAGAGCGCAUGAUGAAGUGUGUAAUUCUGUCAGCUGGAAUACUGGGUAUAUUCCAAACAAAAACGGCCGAGAUUAUGGUAAGUUAUGGUGUUCGGUUGGUGAUGAUAAGUUGGUUAAAAUCUGGGGCCCUCCCAACUUUUAUGAUUGA
Yamadazyma tenuis ATCC 10573 is the source of this 2337-nucleotide messenger RNA. Its product is annotated as glucose-induced degradation complex subunit. NCBI's taxonomy places the organism in Eukaryota, Fungi, Ascomycota, Pichiomycetes, Serinales, Debaryomycetaceae. The record is from RefSeq and is a predicted model, not a curated record. Gene Ontology annotation, cellular component: GID complex. Gene Ontology annotation, biological process: proteasome-mediated ubiquitin-dependent protein catabolic process. Gene Ontology annotation, molecular function: protein binding.